Centrocercus urophasianus (Greater sage-grouse) is the source of this 1037-nucleotide messenger RNA. RefSeq names its product C-C motif chemokine 3-like. Gene Ontology annotation, cellular component: extracellular region. Bases 488 to 763 code for a protein of 91 amino acids. The transcript has 3 exons. NCBI's taxonomy places the organism in Eukaryota, Metazoa, Chordata, Aves, Galliformes, Phasianidae. Gene Ontology annotation, molecular function: chemokine activity; CCR chemokine receptor binding. The record is from RefSeq and is a predicted model, not a curated record. Gene Ontology annotation, biological process: inflammatory response; chemokine-mediated signaling pathway; cellular response to interleukin-1.
AAGGCAUUAUGAAAUGUGAAACCAGAAUGGUGAAGGUUCUGUACGCCCUCCAACAGUGUAGACCCUGCCUGGGUGUGGGUUUAAGGGUGCUCUGCACAGCUGUUCACUCCAUGCAAUGUUGAUUUUGGCUGAUGUUGGAGAAAUGUUGGAUUUGAGGGGAUUCACUGCAGGGUCAGUGCAGAGCAGACAGGUGGGUUUCAUGAGGAGUCAGGAGCUGGCCAGUCCCCACUGGACACUAAAGCAGAAACUGAAAGCAGCGGCCAGCAGUUCCCCUUUCGUAGCUUUAUUUCUCCAUUUCAGAAGAACUGCAGGAAUUCUGAGAUAAUUUCCUAGUUAUUAUGUACUCAUCUUUUGUUCCUCGAAACCCUUCCGCACCCAGUGCCUGGGGAUAAAAGUGGCAGCACAGCAGAGGCUGAGCAUCGUGCAGAGCAGAGACCUGCAGCCACCCAACUCCAGCCCUGCUCACUGUGCCAACAUCCUGCAGACCAUGAAGGGCCCCGCAGCCGUCCUGGCCACUCUGCUCCUCCUGGCCCUCUGCUCCUCAGCUGUGGCCCAUCUGGAGCAUCUACCCACAACCUGCUGCUUCUCCUACGUUCCACAUCCCAUCCCACGCAACGUCAUUGCUUCUGCCUUCCCCACCAGCAGCAAAUGCCGCCUGCCGGCAGUGAUCCUGGUCACCAAGAAGGGGAAGGAGGUAUGUGCAAACCCCGAGGAGUCCUGGGUGCAGAAACGCCUGGAACUCUUCCAGAGCCAAGAAAACUGACCUUCUGUGCAAUUAUAGAAUCAUAAAAUGGAUGGAUUGGAAGGGGACCUCGCAGCACACCCAGCUCCAGCCCUGCUCUAGACUCUUGCACCCCCCCACCCUCCCAAGCUCAGGGUGCCCAGGGCUCAUCCAAGCUGGUUUGGGCAUAUCUGGGGCACCCACAACUUCCCUCCUAUCCAUCCCACCAAUGCUAAGGAAGUGAAAAUACAGAGAUGAUUCAGAACACAUCAAAAUGCUUGCUAAAGAGUCAAGAGCUCUGAUGCCUAAAUAAAAU